Helicoverpa zea (corn earworm) is the source of this 2031-nucleotide messenger RNA. RefSeq lists its product as uncharacterized. The transcript is spliced from 6 exons. The record is from RefSeq and is a predicted model, not a curated record. Lineage: Eukaryota; Metazoa; Arthropoda; Insecta; Lepidoptera; Noctuidae. Bases 185 to 1441 code for a protein of 418 amino acids.
GGACGUGUAAUUACGUUUGUGUUAGCUUGUGGCGCAUUGACACCAUGAAAUCAGAUGGCCCCAUAAAGCUCGGCAGGAAGAGCAUCACGCGUGAAACGCGUUAUUGUUUAGAUAGUGCCGUUUCGCGCCACUCGCUCGUCACAAUGAUCACUGACUACUCUCUGUAUGUUACGAAUUCAUCAACAUGUACCAGCUACUGGGAAAAUAUUACAGUUUUAUCCUUGUUUAUGAAAAAAUAUAUUGUGCCAAUCGCAGUUUCACCGGUGUCGUUCAUACAUUUCUUACGAUCGGAGUAAGCGGAAACGAAGUGCUACAUCUGAUUGGCGAACCAGACUUUCGCGACGUGAGACUACGAUGGGAAUACGGCAAACCUGAUGAAGAAGAUCGGCCGAAAGUUUUGGCGUUCCAAGUGCAUUAUUGCGAACUGCAAGCAUGGGGCCAAUACCGCUGUAGGACCAAGGUGAUCGACACAGCAGAAGACGAAAAGGCCACUAAACCGUCGACAAGUAGUACAGAAGCGGCUCCAACUACAACCACGAGUCAACCGUCGGCAGUGAGACGCGGGCGCAUGUACAGCACGCGAAUCGUCGGCUUGCGAAUGGCUACCACAUAUUCCUUCGAAGUCAGACCAGUACGAAGAGAUGCAAGAGAUUUAGCAGAUCCACAAUCGAUAAGCUCGAAAAUUAUCAUCGUUCCCACGAAAGGAUUUUCGGCGCGUGCUACACAAUGCCUGCCACACGCCAGUGAGGUCGAGGUAUCAACGGGUCCGUUUUUUGGAGGUCGCAUCGCCGUUGAAGCUGCUGAUGGUGGUCCGGAACGUUGCUCGAUCCAAGGCAACCCGAACAGCGCACAAGACGCCUACAUCUUGCGGAUACACCAUGACGAAUGCGGCUCCGAAGUAAACGACACUACUGUCGCCACCUACGUUAUAGUGCAAGAGAAUCUUCCUAUUCUGACGCAUAGCACGAGACGAUUCUUAGUCCUCUGUACUUAUAAGCCCGAGACACUGACAGUGAGAGCCGGAAUCAAUUUACCAAAAUCGAACCCCGGGGAUGUACUUCACCAACAUAAACCAUCGAGUGGUUCAGUCGAACCUUACGAGAAUCAGGACAUGGACUACAAUGAGUUACAACCUGCCAGACUGGAAGCGAGAAAAGAGGAGCCACAACAAAGUGCGUUUGGUGAGGUCACCCUGGUCAUGUUUUUAGUAGUGGCUGCGUUUGGCGGCGUGGCUCUGUUAAUAUGGAAGGUGGUACCGCAAGCUGACAGAGACAACAUAUCUAUCGCGACGGUCUCAUCGCUGACACGAAGCGGGUUCUUCAGCAGGCGGAAUAAAGACAGGUUCUCUGACAGAAGCUCUGUCUACUCUAUCUCGCUAUCCGAAAAAGACGAAGGUACUCCAAAAAAGCCUAACGAUGGUGACAACACUUCCGAAGCGUAAACUUUCAAAAUAUUUGUGUGAUUUAUUUUUAAUUUAUGAUAUUAGUAGGUACACGGUUAAGAGGGGAUGUCAGUGUGAUCAAUAAUCAAAUAGAUGUAGGUAUACAAACCAAGGGUGUACUUCCUAUCUUGUGACAUUGAUAUAGCAGCUCAUGGCGUGUCGAUAAGAUAAAAAGCACAUUAAGAAGACUUUGUUAAGCUUAAUAACUAUAUAUUAUUAUGUAGUAAUGUAAAUAAAAUAUUGACCCCUGAAUAUACGUAAAAUGCUUAAAUGAUUUGACUUUCCUAUAGAUUAUAUAUUUUUAAUAUUAUAAUGUGACCAGUAUUUGUCUCGUUCUUGGAUUAAUAUCAUUAAAUUUAUGCAAUGUUUGCCAUAGAUAUUAUUGACUAAAUUUAAUUUAAGACUUGUGGGGCGGGCAUACGGAACCUUAUAAGUUUGGAAUUGAUUUCGGUACAUAUUUAUAUUCAAUUACUAAUGGCAGUAUGUAGUUAAACAAAAUUCCAUGUUUGUCUGUAUAUCCGCUAGAGUUGACUGUAAUUUUAAGUUAAUACAAAUAAAAAAAGAGUGUGAAUAAAACAAAUAAUGUGAGA